AUGCCGGGCAAAAAGUCAGCGAAGAACAGAAACAAGAAGCGGGGGCAAAAUAAGAGCAAGGAUGUGCAACAGACGCCAGAUCCGAGCAGUGAUGUGCUACAGGAGCCAGCUCAGAGCACAGAUGAGCAGCAAGAGCUUGCUCAGAGCAGUGGCAUGCAGCCAGAGCCUGAGCAGGGCAACGGUAUACAACAGGAACCAGCUCAGAGCAGAGACGAGCAACAGGAGCUAGUUCAGAGCACCGAUAUACAACAGGAACCUCUGGUAUCUAGACAACAGGAACCAUAUCAGACCAUCAGCGAGCAACAGGAACCCCUUGUAUCUGGGCAAGAGGAGCUAGCUCAGAGCGGUGGUAUACAACAAGAGCCAGUUCAGAGCAGUUAUGUGCAACAGGGGCUAGUUCAGAGCACCGAUAUACAACAGGAACCCCCGGUAUCUGUGCAACAAGAGCCCUAUCAGACCAUCAACAAGCAACAGGAACCCCUUGUAUCUGGGCAACGGGAGCCAGUUCAGAGUAGUGGUAUACAACAAGAGCCAGUUCAGAGCAGUUAUGUGCAACAGGAAGCCCCGGCAUCUGUGCAACAAGAGCCAUAUCAGACCAUCAACAAGCAACAAGAACUCCCCGUAUCCGGACAGCAGGAGCCGGUUGAGACCAUCGACAGGCAACAAGAGCUAGAUCAGAGUCCUGACAGGCAUCAGGAAACCCUUGAAUCGGUACGACAGGAGCCAGCUCAGAGUGGCAGUAUACAACAGCAGCCAGUUCAGAGCAGCUACAUGCAACGGAAGCCAGUUCGGAGCACUGAUAUACCACAGGAACCCUCGGUAUCUGGGCAACAAGAGCCAUAUCAGGCCAUCAACAAGCAACAGGGGCCCCUUGAAUCUGUACGACAGAAGUCGGGCCAGAACACAUACGAGCAACAGAAGCCAGAUACAGGAGGCGCCUAUUCCGACGAGCAAGAUCGUGUAUCAUCACAAGAUUGGCAUGAAAUACUGCAACGUACGGGCGCAUUGAAAGGCUGGGUUCCUCGAGACGAUAAUGGCAAUAUCAACGUUGCUCUUGCGCCUGAGCAAUUAUUCAAACUGAAAACUGAGAUGCCGGAAUGGACCACUUCAAGUGGUUCCAAACGAGACAGUAUACCAUUUCAGAAUGCGACAGAGAAGAAUUUUCUCAGGGCAGCUUUUGAUACGAGUGCGAUUGAGACGACGGUCCAAGCCAGUACGCCAGCAGGAGGUGGCUUUGCACGAAAUACAAGAGAUAAUGUGCCAUCUGAGCACUUCGAAGAUGUCAAGCUUUCCUACCUUUUCCACGAGUUCCCUUUGGCUACUAUCAAUUUGCCGAGUUCUUCGCUACUGCCAUCCCAAAGCUUUCUAGAUUUUAUCAAGAACUCAUUAGAUCAAUAUUCAGGAUUGAUACCCCCAACUACAUCCCCGGAUCGGGAUGCCCUCUCUUCAAUUCUGAGAGAGUUUCAAUAUUUGUUUGGCGCCGUGUUUGCGAAGCAAGUAUUACUAGGAGGUAGACGCCAUGCUAUCCAAAAAAUCCAGAGGCAUAGCCAAGCCAAGGUCCAAAGUUUGGAAGAGAAAAAUGCGAUUAACGCAAGCCUGAAUGUGCCAUUAACUGUUGGUUCCCUCAAGGCUGGAGGAGAGCGUAGCUGGCGUUCGGCUAGUGGCGAUGAUAGUGGGAGCGUUUCAAUCGACGUCAAUUCCCUUGUCAUUGAUGGCGGUAACGAAACCCUUAUAGAGGAGUAUGUUAUUGACUCUCUUAAAUCUAGUGUCGAAGCAUGGCAAACCACAUUACAAUCGUCAAAAGAUUGGAAGGUCAUCAAGCAAAACGACGUCACGGCUCUUCUUCCAUUUUUGAUAGAGGUAUUGGAGAAAACGGAACCAAAAUACGAGUAUAUUGACUUCGUCAGAGGAUUGGAUAACUAUGCCCAAGAGCUUCGACAAGCCCAAGAAAGAGACCUUACGGCUGUUUUUGAGCCUCUGGCCCUCUGGAUCUCGAGCUCAUACACACCCAAAAGUCGGAAUUUCUUUGCGAACCUCUUUGGUAAAAAGCCAAAAUGGACAGUGAUGUUGAAUACCGAUAAGCCCAAAAUGAUCGACAGAGUCCAGGUCAAAAUUCUCGGAUACUACAAGAAUGGGAAUGACCGGUUCGCUGAAUUUGGUGGGUUCCCGGAUGCUUUCCCAGUCUCGAUAGAUCUCCCGACACCGACCUCGAAGGAAACCACCGCAAAAUAUGAGGUAGAGUUCAAGGUUGUGCUCAAGCCUAACUACGAGUGGCGAAAGUCUGAGAGGGAGUCUCCAGCAGUAAUCUUGAAGCUCUUGGAUGCCGACAUUCUGGAUUUCGGGGUGUCUUUGGGUCCAAAAUCAACAUCAAUUACAGCAGAAUAUAAUGUAUACACCAAAUAA
This is a messenger RNA of Trichoderma virens Gv29-8, 2403 nucleotides long. RefSeq lists its product as uncharacterized. The transcript has 8 exons. The record is from RefSeq and is a predicted model, not a curated record. Bases 1 to 2403 code for a protein of 800 amino acids. NCBI's taxonomy places the organism in Eukaryota, Fungi, Ascomycota, Sordariomycetes, Hypocreales, Hypocreaceae.